Molecule: messenger RNA, 1803 nt
Organism: Myxocyprinus asiaticus (Chinese sucker)
Lineage: Eukaryota; Metazoa; Chordata; Actinopteri; Cypriniformes; Catostomidae
Product: probable polypeptide N-acetylgalactosaminyltransferase 8
Exons: 11
Coding region: 1-1803 (600 amino acids)
Cellular component (GO): Golgi apparatus
Source: RefSeq, a predicted model, not a curated record
AUGCGGCUUGCUGCAAGAAUGAGUUUUUUAGUUGGGAUUGCUGUCAUAGCUUACUCUCUAGUGUACAUGUCAUUUAUUAGACAUCAGGAGUCUAGAGACAGCAGGUUACAAAAACCAGAAGAUACUGAAGUUCUUACCAGAUUGAGGAGAAUAGAAGAUCAAAUAAAUAAAAUAGCCAAAUCCAUAGAGUACAGAAAUCAAAAAGACAAAGUGACUGAUGGGGAGCAAAAAACUAUGACGAAAAUUAAAAUGAAGAAGUUGUAUCCACGAUCAUCUCUCUUCAGCUCAUGGAGAGCUGAACUCACUGAGGAGGAACAGAUAGAGGCGGAAAAGCAGUUUCAGGAAUAUGGCUACAAUUCUUUUCUCAGUAACAGAUUACCGCUCAACAGAACAAUCCCUGAUACUCGAGACCCCAGAUGUGCUGAGAAGAGCUACCCCAAAGACCUUCCAACCAUUAGUGUGGUUCUGAUUUAUCUGAAUGAGGCUCUGUCGAUCAUAAAGAGGGCUAUCUGCAGCAUCAUUGACAGAACACCUGCACAUCUGCUGAAGGAAAUUGUCUUGGUAGAUGACCAUAGCUCCAAUGAUGAUAUGCAGUUGUCUCUGGAUGAAUAUAUUGAUCUGAUUAAUAAAGACAAGCCUGGCUUGCUCAAGAAAGUGAGACACAAAAGGCAGAUGGGUCUUGCAAAGGCAAGAAUUUCAGGCUGGGAGGCAGCCACAGGCCAAGUGGUGGCCAUUUUGGAUGCCCACAUUGAGGUUCAGAAGGAAUGGGCAGAGCCACUGCUUGCAAGAAUUAAAGCCGACAGGAAAAUAGUGCUUUCCCCUGUGUUCGACAAAAUACUUUAUGACACCCUGGAGGUUAUUCAGUAUUACCCAGCAUCUCAAGCAUUUGAUUGGGCUCUUUGGUGCUUGUAUGAGUCCUUCCAUUCAGAAUGGUACACACUUAAUGACCUAUCAGAACCAGGGAAGAGUCCCUCUGUCAUGGGUAUCUUUGUAGCUGAUCGUCAGUUCUUAGGAGAAAUUGGUCUUUUGGACGAAGGAAUGAUAAUUUAUGGGGGUGAAAAUGUUGAAUUAGGAAUACGUGUCUGGCUCUGUGGCGGAAGUAUUGAAGUGGUGCCGUGUUCUAGAAUCGCGCACAUUGAAAGAGCACAUAAGCCCUAUUCACCGGAUCUCAAUAAGAACAUGAUUCGAAAUGCAUUACGGGUAGCUGAAAUCUGGAUGGAUGAAUAUAGAUCAAAUGUGAAUAUUGCCUGGAAUCUCCCGCUCAAGGAUCAUGGAAUUGAUAUAGGAGAUGUGACCGAGAGAAAACAGUUACGAGAAAAACUUAAAUGUAAGCCCUUCAAAUGGUAUCUGGAAAAUGUUUAUCCUCAGCUAGACACCUGGGAGGACAUAGUUGCUUAUGGUGCGUUAAAGAACGAUCUGCAAGAAAACAUCUGCAUUGAUCAAGGACCUGUUCCAGGAAGUGUACCAAUUAUCUAUGGGUGUCAUUACUAUAGCCCUCAGCAAUGUUACUAUAACCGUAAUGGAGAGAUCUACAUUGGAGGCAUCAAAUCUCACACUUAUGAUUCUAACCGUUGUCUGAUGGAUUCUGGCACUGGAAGCACACCUUCAUUACAUGACUGUAAAAAUGCCAAGGAGAAAGGACUCAGUAUAUACUGGAACUUCACCCAGGGCCAUGAAAUAAGAAAUAAAAAUACAAACCGAUGUCUUGAGAUUGCCCAAGGAGAGGAUUCCUACUAUUAUCUACUCUUGCAAACAUGCACAGGACAAAAAUGGAGAAUACAACAUGUUGUCAAAGACUUUUAA